CUAGUCCCGACUAGUUACCUAACGAACCGCUUGCCAUUUUCUGCAAACAUUUUCAUCAAACUUGAGUGAUUCUUUCUUCAAUGUAAACCUUCGAAUUUAAUCUUUGAGAAAAUUAAUUUUUCCUGUUUUAUUUGCGAUUAAAAAUCACUUAAUUUUGUUUCAUAAUUGAUUCAUUAAAUUUCGUUGUAAAUAAUACAAAGUUUAUCAGAGAGAAAAUAGUAAAAAUAUAAAAGUGAAAAUUCCAGUGAUGGAUACGUGAGUGUCAAAGCGAAAAUUUUCUAAAAUAAUUGUUAUUUUCUAAAAAUAAAUUUAAAAAAUUUAUGUAUAUCAUACACGAGCAAAGUGUUUUAUUAAAAAAAGAAAAUCGUAUUUAUGAAAAAUUUAUCCUUAUAUUUGUGAUUGUGAAUUGUUAAUAACGUGACGUAGAAUCUCUAUGUGCAUCUACUAUCGGAAGAUUAUAUUUUAAGUAAGUUAGAAUGGUAAAUAAGACUUUAGUGUUUUAAUAAUUUUUAUUGAACAUAUUUAUUUAAGUAAUAUUUUAUGACAAGAUAAGUGUGAUGGAAAUGUGAUGAAAAAACUAUAAACCAGAAAUAAUAAAAUGUAAAGAAAUAAUAAAUGUUGUCAAAAAAAUUAUGAUUAAAAUAGUGAAGUGAAUUUUUAAAGUGAUAUUAAACAGAUUAAGAUUCCUUAAACUGGAUUCAAUAUGACAUCACCAAUACCAAGUGAAGAAUGUUGUUCAAUAUUGGAACAUUCUACAGUCGAUUAUACAAAAGUAAACGAAGUUAAAAAUGUUUGUGAAGAUAUAGAAAAUAAUAAUACUCAAGAUAAAGACAAAAUUUUUAACGAUAAAGAUAAUGUAAUACAUUAUUCAUCGAAUUCAAAAGGAAUAUUUGCACAGUGUUUAUUAGCUGGUGCAGUUCUAUUAGUAGCAGCCGCUGGAGGAAUGCCAAUUGGUUACAGUGCUACAUUAUUACCACAAUUGGCUGAAGAAAAUGGCACAAUGCACGCUGAUCAGGAACUUGGAUCAUGGAUAGCAUCAGUUCACAGUUUAGCAACACCUAUUGGGUCUUUGAUGUCCGGUCCAUUAUUAGAUGGAAUUGGUAGACGUGGUGCUUUACAAUUUUCAGCAGUACCGCUAUCCGUUGGAUGGUUCAUCAUAGGUUUUUCUACAAAUAUUCCCUGUCUUUUAGUAGGAAGAGUUGUAUUAGGUUUUGGUGUUGGUCUAAUGGCAGCACCAGCUCAAGUUUUUCUGGGUGAAAUGGCCGAUCCGAAACUCCGUGGAUUAUUAACAGGAUGUACUUUAACCUUUUAUUGUUUCGGAAUUCUCAUAAUAUACGUCUUAGGGGCUUCUUUCACAUGGGAUAUCGUGGCUUUUUGCGGAAUCAUAAUUCCUACGACAGCAUUAAUUGCGUUGCUCCUGAUUCCGGAGAGUCCCGCAUGGCUCAUAAGACGAAAGAAACCCGACAAAGCAAAAAAGGCUUUACUAUGGUUGAGAGGAAAUAACGAGAAACAGGUUGAAGCUGAAUUGGAGAUAUUAGAAACGCGAGCAAAAAUAGAUGCAGCCCGAAUGGCGAAUACAUCAUUGUUUGAAAAAAAGUCUUCUAUUAUUUCCACGCUUCUGGAUCCAAGUGUUUUCAAACCAUUGACCAUAAUUAAUAUUUUUAAUUUUCUUCAAUUAUUAAGUGGAACAUUUAUCAUGGUUUUUUAUGCAGUAAAUCUUGUUACAAGUAUAGGUGGUGACAACAUAAACAGUUAUUUGGCAGCAGUAAUUACAGCGAUUAUUAGGCUUGUAUUUAGUACACUGGCAAGUUUUUUAUUGUUAAGAGUGAGCAGAAGAUAUCUUGGAAUAUUUUCCGCUUUAGGAUCAGCCUUUGCUUCGUUUGCUCUUGCAAUAUAUAUAUCAAUUAAAGAAGAUUUUAUAGAUAUAUACAUUGUUGGUAUACUUUUAUUAUUAUACGUGGCAACUAAUACUGUGGGAUUGAUGGCACUUCCAGGAUUAAUGGUUGCGGAAUUGCUUCCGCAAAGAGCUCGAGGAAUUGGCGGUGGUUUCAAUUACUUUGUUGUCAAUUCUUGUAUUUUUAUUGUAACAAAAAUUUUCCCUAUGGUGAAUGAGGCAGUGGGCGUUAUUGGAGUUUUUAUAAUUUUUGGAAUUUCUUCUCUUGUAGAAGGAUUAUUUAUUUAUAUUGUUUUGCCAGAAACGAAAAAUCGUACACUUCAAGAAAUUGAAGAUUAUUUUCAACAAGAUAACUUAUUUUGGAUCACCCGUUCAAGGAAAAAUAGAAAAUAUGACAUCGUAAAUAAAGGUUAAUAUUUUAAAAUGUUUAAAUACAUAUAUUAUAUACAUAUAAUUGUGAUAAAAUGUUGAUGUAAUUUUAUAAUGUUUAUUUAUAUGGUAUAAUUUAAGUAAUAUAAUGUAAAUAUGUUUAAAUUUUAUUAUAUAAAAAUUUAAAUCAAUUUUAAUUAUUGGCUGAAAUUAUUAAGGCAAUUCACAAAGUACUUGAAUUAAAUGCUAUUCCUUGAAGGAUCCACUCACAAUAUUGUGGAAGUAUAUAACUAUAAUUGUGAAUAUUCAGUGAAUUUAAUGAUGAUUGAUUUUUAGCUCUUUUCUAUAAUAGCUAUCUAGCUUAAUUUUUAUAAUCACUAAUUGAGAUUUGCAACGAUUAGUUAAGUUCUAAUUGCAUUCUAAUUGGAUUCUAAUUGAGAUGAUAAUUGAAUAAUAUUAUUGAAUAAUAUUAAAUAAUAUUGAAUAAUAAUAAA
Molecule: messenger RNA, 2757 nt
Organism: Apis laboriosa (Himalayan honeybee)
Lineage: Eukaryota; Metazoa; Arthropoda; Insecta; Hymenoptera; Apidae
Product: facilitated trehalose transporter Tret1-like
Exons: 11
Coding region: 704-2308 (534 amino acids)
Biological process (GO): transmembrane transport
Cellular component (GO): membrane
Molecular function (GO): transmembrane transporter activity
Source: RefSeq, a predicted model, not a curated record